Molecule: messenger RNA, 2553 nt
Organism: Malurus melanocephalus (red-backed fairy wren)
Lineage: Eukaryota; Metazoa; Chordata; Aves; Passeriformes; Maluridae
Gene: NDP
Product: norrin cystine knot growth factor NDP
Exons: 3
Coding region: 809-1255 (148 amino acids)
Biological process (GO): Wnt signaling pathway
Source: RefSeq, a predicted model, not a curated record
GUACCGCCAGCACCCUCUUUGUCCCUCUACAAUAGGGCUCUAGGAGCWCGGGCGAGCCUGCCGCUUUAAAGCCGGACUGUUCACUUUUAUCACUACUUACGCCUGCUGUUCCCUUGCCGGAGCGCUCAGAACAAUUUGAAACAACAGGCGAUAUUUAUUUCUAGCGCUGCRUCUCACGCUCCGCGGGAGCGCUCGUAAUUCGCACACUGUUACUUACCCAAACUUCCGCGAGGCUUUCCUACGGACCGGACAGCGCYGGCUGUGGAUUAGGACAGAUUUAACACACCCUGUUUAUUGGCUGAGCCCGCUGAGGGAAGCCCCGGUGCUGGGUUUUGCUGUAGUGCCCGGGCUAUGCUCGGUAGGUGGCCGGCGCGACACGCAGGGCGGCGGGGCUGUGCCGCCCGGAGCUGACACCGGAGGAUGCUGCACGACCCCGGACCGCCCGCGGAAGGACAGAGAGAGGCUCUCCCCRGCUCCUGGCAGAGCAUUUCCCUGCGUGUCAGCGCCAGAGGCACCAGCAUGAUUGUUCUCUGUCUCUCUGGGACGAAAGGAGAAUUUCCCCGUCGGGAGCGCGGUGACAGUGGCAGUGCGGUGUGACUGCGAGGYUCGGGAGAGGACACUGCCAGGAGGGCACCGCUGAGGAAGAGAGCCCAACUCCCUGCUAGGAUUCAGCUGUGCAGGAGAUUCUUUGGUGGAUUACAAACUCAUCGGGCUUCAACUUGAGAAGGAGAAUGACAGCUCAGACACUUAAACCAGGCUUGUCACCAUCCUGGAAAAGAACUGGCUCCUMGAAUUUGGAGGGUUUUUAAUGCUCUACCUCCCUCUGCUGUUACCAGCGAGAAGUUGCUCGACAAUGGGAAAUCAUGUACUCGCGGCUUCGAUUUCCAUGCUCUCGCUGCUGGUGCUGAUGGGAGACACGGACAGUAAAACAGAGAGUUCYUUCCUGCUGGACUCGGACCCCAGCCGCUGCAUGAGGCACCACUACGUGGACUCCAUCAGCCACCCUYUGUACAAGUGCAGCUCCAAGAUGGUGCUGCUGGCUCGCUGCGAGGGCCGCUGCAGCCAGACGUCGCGCUCGGAGCCCAUGGUUUCCUUCAGCACGGUCCUGAAGCAGCCCUUCCGCUCCAGCUGCCACUGCUGCCGGCCCCAGAGCUCCAAGCUGAAGGCCAUGAGGCUGCGCUGCUCGGGGGGAAUGCGGCUCACGGCCACUUACCGCUACAUCCUGUCCUGCCACUGCGAGGAGUGCAACUCCUAGGGACCGGGGACACGGGGACACGGGGACACGCCCGACAAAUAAUCUGAGCUCAGGCCAGCACACCAUGGCAGCUAGGACAGGACUAAGCAGGCUGGACUGGAUCUGAGACCAGAAGUACAAAAGAUCCCGGGCUGCUGGAUGGUGCUGGUUCUGCAGUGUGGGCCGUGACAAAGGCAAAAGCGUGAGGACUUGUGUUUAAGAAGCCUUUCUUUUUUUAUGAAAGGGUAUUUUUGAGAGUUUCUUCUUUUUCAGACUCAGCUCUGACUACAGAGAGGUGCUUUUACUUUAGGCCAUGGGCAGCGGGGGAGCAGAGAAGGUCAGCCAGAUGACGGCACUGCAAUCUGGAGUUGACAUUUGGACAGAGGAUGGGCAUCAGUUCCCACAGACAACCUCUUAACCUAUYGAUUUAUUCUCAGUUUUCUAGUCGUACUGGCCUUCAAAACAAACUGUGCUGUUGGCAAGGGUCAUCUGUUACUGAUCUAGCGGCCAAAUGCUGGAUAACUCUAACUGUGGUUUAGCAGAAAUUGCAAAUAAACCAUUGAAAAGUGAACUGCAUAUGAAAUGCCAUGCUUGGAACACCCAGCCUAGCUGAAACAAUUAUUUGCACUGUGUGUCAUCAGAGUUCAGUGGCUGAGUAACUCUUGGGAAGGCAAARGUCAUGAGACUCACUAUUCCCUUCUAAAAGCCUGGAAAUGUGACACAUCACAUCUGUCCCAAAAGCCAUUAUUCAAAAGCUAAAAACUUUUCAAAUAUUAAAAUGCCACAUACUAAAUGGAGUGACUUCUUAACUUGAGUAGACCUGUUGAUGUACAGAACCACAGCCACCAAAAUGAUGACUAAACCUAGGACUUCACCUAUAGCUCUUAGGUCACUGGACAAAUACUAGUUUGGCCUUUUAGAGAGAGGCAAUCCCCAAAUCCUAAAUCUCAAAACAGCAGGGGAUCCAAAGGUUGGGAAUUAUAUUCGGUGUUUUCAAAGAAAUUCUGUCCCUGCUCCAUUAACAUGAGGUUUUAGGAAGGUUCACUCACAGUCUCUUGUGACUGCAAGGAAGCAACAAAACAUUCCUAUGUCAGAUUACAGUUAUUUUCUUCUUAAACAGCAGCAUAUCCAGCCAGCAGCAUGUCUGUGCUGCUCACACAAACCUGGCUGAGCCAUGGUUUUGGCAGAACUCAUGAAAGUGCUGAGAGCACCUUUGCUGUGUAAGGAUUURGGGUCAGCAGCACCCACGUGCACAGUCCCACAGUCGUUCUCUGGGACAGACUGGAUUGGCUCCCAUGCACAGAAAUGUCCCCAUGGCA